Molecule: messenger RNA, 6462 nt
Organism: Tetrapisispora phaffii CBS 4417
Lineage: Eukaryota; Fungi; Ascomycota; Saccharomycetes; Saccharomycetales; Saccharomycetaceae
Gene: BEM2
Product: GTPase-activating protein BEM2
Exons: 1
Coding region: 1-6462 (2153 amino acids)
Biological process (GO): small GTPase-mediated signal transduction; regulation of GTPase activity
Cellular component (GO): cytoplasm
Molecular function (GO): guanyl-nucleotide exchange factor activity
Source: RefSeq, a predicted model, not a curated record
AUGGUGGUUGUAAUUGUAUGCUGUUUGGUGCAUACUGGAAUGCCCCGGUUUCGAUAUCCUGGUGCAGUGGUAAUCUGUUUUUCUUUAUUCUAUUUUGAUCUCACGCAGGGAGAUGGAACAGUUACUUCAUUAGCCCAUACCUUCUAUAAUUAUCUUUUUGUAAUUGGGAUAUACGUAUAUGCAGAUAUAUAUUUAGUGUAUUCUCUUCACUCUAUCAAAAAAACAAACUUCACCUACACACCAGUUGUCUUCCAUCGGAUACGGAGUAAGAACAUUGAUAAGAUCACCGACAUGAGAGGUUUCAAAUGGUCGUCAAGACGGAGGGCCUCCAAAAUGGCUGACGAUGAUUCAGACUCCCAUGAAGGCAAUGGGAAUGGCACUGUUCAUCCGCGUUCACGUUCGAUGUCGCAUGCUGGCAAUGCCACUGGCAAUGCGGCUGAGCCAACAGCGAGCAAGAGGAAAAGUUCAUUUCUAUUGUCUUCUAGGUUUAGUAGAUCGAACGAAAAUAUCAUAUCGGAACAACAAUUGUCGCGAUCGUCCACUGUAGGCAUUCCUUCCAUCGCAGAGACUGCUCAACAGGCAAGGAUGCCACGUAGCCAGCCGCAGCAACCACAGCCGCAGCAGCAGCCUCAGCAGCACGCGGAUAGGAAUACUGUGGUCACUUUGGAUCAGAACAAUUAUGAUAACACUAUCUUGAAAGUGGGAUGGGUGAACAGAUCGAACGGUCAGUAUUUGCAAUCGGCUGCAUCGCCAAUAGAUUCUCGUAUGCCAAAUGAUCAUAUAUCUAGACCAGAUUCAACGCAUGGCUCGACAAGUCAAAAUAAUCUUGGCGAGAAAUUGGGUGGCAGCUUGAGCAAAGAAAGCAUCGUGCCGCCAAAGAAAGACCUAUACAUGUACAAAUCAAAUAGUUCAGGCUCAAGCUUAAACCUGAACACAAUUGGAAGUGGUAACAACGAUACUCUAUUGGUCCCAGAUUAUAAACUAUAUAGAGCACAAUUGAAAGGUCCCUUACUGCAUCUUUACAAGAGUGGACUGCCGAACAGUGUGAAGUAUUUUGAUCCUUUAGUCACACAACCACCUUCAAACAAUAAUAAUGCACAAACUAAUACAAUUGGAAGCGCUACAAGUCAAACUCCAAGACAAACUUUAAGUUAUGUAAAUGAUAUAUUCCCACAUCCACAAUUAAAAUUGGAAAAAAAUAAAGAUGGUAGAGAGAGAAUUGUUUCAGGAAGUUUAGAGAGUCUUUGUCACACUGUUUUGUUUUGGAAUACAACAUCAAGAAAUGCAAUAAAUUUGAUUUUAUUGCUACCUAUGUUAGAUGAUUUCACUAAAUCUUUUAAUUAUUUCAUUUUGUAUACAAAUCAUUUCAUAGCCCACUACCAUAAUGAUAACGCAACAGAUGAAAAAAAAUUAAAUUUAUUAGAAGAAAGAAUAUCAUUAUUAAUCAAAUCAAUAGUAGAUCUGAUGCCAAGUUUUCUGUUAUCUCAACAAUGUCUAAAUUCAAUCUUUACAUUAAUCAAGAUGCUCAAAUUAGAAAAUUUGAAGACAAUAAUAAAUAAUAAGACAAAAUCUUUAAACAAACUAGUAUCUUUUAAAAAUUUAGAGCUAUUACAAUCCGAUGAACUGAGAGCCUUAAAAUAUGAAUAUUUUAUUAAAUCAGUCGACCCUAUUGCAUUUGCUGACACUUUCCAUACAAUAAGUUUGACAUUCGAUAAAGUUUGGUCUCCUAGGUACGAUUAUUCCCUGCUUUACAAUUCUACUUAUAUCAAUAAUGUUACAAUCAGUCCUUCGACUCCACAGAAUAAUAGCUCCAACAACAAUAGUACCGAAUCGCUUAUAAUUAGAUCAUUGAAUCCUUCUGUAUUCAAUAAUGAUGAUAACUUACAUAUUUUGGGAAGAAUAAUGACCUCACAACUGUUCUCAUCAUCAGCUUCACCAAAACUGCGUGCAGAAUUAUUGAUGAUCUGGAUUAAAGUUGGUUGCAGAUUGGAGGAAAUUGGAGAUUUAUCCUCUUGGUUGUCAAUAGCAACUAUUAUAUGUUCUCAACCAAUAUUAAGAUUAUCAAAAACCUGGAAUUUUGUCGAUGAUACUACUAUAAAAAUUGUGCUGCGUGAUUGGAUCCCAACAAUGGUACAAUUGGGAAGGAGGCAAUUUGCAUCUAAAUCCACAAAUAGUGUAUUUAUUCUAGCACCUCCUAACCUAGAGGACAAAUUCAUAAGAGAAAAUGUUAUAUCAUAUUUUGGAGAUUUAACAAUUUAUGCCGAUAAAUUGAAAGAUGAUAUUAAAUUUAAAUACCUUGAGAAGAAAAUUAAUAGAACAAAAAAUGCAUUUUAUAAAUGGGAACAAAGGCUGCAAGAUACAUCUAACAAAGACGCCAAUGCAAUUAAUGUACAAAGCAAAAUUAAUAAAGACUUGAAAAUUGAUGAGAAUGUUAAAAAUGAUAUUAAUUCAUAUUGGAGAUACUAUUUAUCUUCUCCCAAGGUGGAUAUUAAUAAGUUAAUGCAGUUAAGUUUGGAUAUCGAACCUCCAAGUGUAGAUCAAUCUAUAUAUUCAAAGAUUGGCCUCAAUACUAAUUCGUCAAUUUUAACGGGGAGCUAUCUACCAGUAGUUUUUAAUGAGUUAAGCACAAACUUUUCAUUUUUCCCAAAGAAGUCAAUCAUUGAGUUAUCUGCAGUUAAAAAUACCAAAAAUGAUCUCCCAACAGGAGAACAAACUCAUUCUUCAAGUAAAGUGCCGCCACCAAGAUCUUCUGCAAGGAUGUCAAAAUCCAUUUCCAUCAGUGAACCAUUUAGUCUAAUGAGAUCUUCUUAUGCACAAAUAAAUGAUGACUACAGUAAUAAUACUAUUGAUGAAAUUAGUUCAAAACAAAUAACUGGGUUUGACCUAAUUGACUCGGCAAUUUUGAAAAAUAUAAGUUCAAUCGAACCUUCAAAUUCCAAAUUAAUGAGAUCAGCAUGUGAUAUUUACAACAUUAACUCUCAUAUUUUCCGUUUAAACAAUGGACUAAUUUUUAAAACAUUUCAAGAUCACUCAGAUGAAAAUAGUAAUAUAGGAAUUAAUACAAGUUUUGCAAGUGAAAUAAGUGACUCCACCACUCGUUUUUCACAUUUAUCUGUAUCAACUAAUAAUAAUACUUCAUUUAGAGAUAUAAUCAAGGAUUUAUCAACUAUUUCAAAUUCUAAAGACUCUCGACUUUCCUCAAUUCCAAAAAGCAAUAGCAUCGAAGAUUUAGACUUUUUGAAGGAUAUUACAAAAUUUUCUGAUGGAUUUGAUGAAUCAACAGUUAUCAAUACAGUUUUAAAAUCUAGCUCCUUGGAUAAAAUGAUUGAUUUAUUAGUAUUGACAAUUACAAUAUUUUCUAAAUUAGUAAAUACCAGCGAUCUAAAGAAAUAUUAUGAAGAUGUUAGUAAAGUAACUUCGGUUGAAAAUGAUUCUUUAUUAAAACAAGCAGCUCCUUCCACUACAUUUGGGUUAUUAGAUUUUGCCUUUGUAAAAUUAUCAAUGGAUAGUACUCUAUUUACUGAAAUAUUUUUCGAUUCUUAUAAAAGUUUUACUACAACAACUUCAUUAAUUGAGCAACUAGCCAAACGAUUUAUUAAAGCAAAGGCAUGUGCAUACGCUAUAACAGCAAUGUCAUUGAGAGAAUCUGAACUAAGCGACACGGUUGACAGUUCCAAAUUUCCAAAUUGGGACAUGACAGUUGAAAAGGAGAGUGAAAUAAAUAUGUCUUUCGUUCUCAUGAUACAUUUAGGAAUAAUGGAAGCUGUCCACCAUUUGGUGAAACACCAAUAUUCAGAUUUCGCAGAUGAUAUAACCUGUAAUUCCACAUUUUUAGAUUUCUUUAAGAUUUUAGAGGAAUCCGUAACAGAGGAUUGGCCAAAGCAGAUUAGAGUAAUUAAAGAAGAGAGAGCUUUGCCACCAGACCAGAUUGAAGAAAUUGAUUCUGUAUAUUCAAAAUUGUCACUUCAUUUCAAUAACAUUAAAUCGUUGUACCAAAAACAAUUUUAUCGUCCUGUAAAUAUGCACAGAGCUAGUAGAAGAGCUAGUAUGUUAUUGAAUUCUUUUGUUAAUUACUCUUAUGAUAAUUUUAGCAAUUCUCUAAAGAACAUUGAAAACGUUGAUGAAUUCACAACAUCAUUUUUGGCACUAAAAUAUAAUGAUUAUGAAGCUAUAUUGAAUUGGCUUGUUCCAUUGAACAUUUUUAUAUCACAACAAUUUCAAUUAGUAACCAAAUCUGAAUGGAUAACUCUUUCACAACAAUUGGAAAUCUUAUAUAAUCAAUCACCAACAUCCCUAUUUAACUAUCCUUCACAUAUUGAAUAUCUGAAACUGUUAAGUGUAGGAGAUUUAGAAAUUGAAGAAUUAGAGAUCGCGAACAUAUUUGUCUGGUUGUCAUCAGUAGUAGGAAACCAAAGACAGCUCUUUUUCAAAACUAUUCCAGUGUCUAUCCAAUUAUUAUUCAAGUUCCAUUUAUCAUUAACAAAUUUUUUUGUUUCCAUUAUUUCAGAUCCUAAUAUCAAUUUCCAAGAUCGUGUGAAUAGAUUUUCGGUUAUUAUCCAAACCUUAAAUUAUGUAAGAUGGAAAAAUUCUUCAAUUGAUGCAUUUGAAGUAAGUCAUAAAACAGAUCAUGAUUCAGAACUUUCCCCACACAUUCCUUCAUUUAUUGAAACUGCAAUAGCAAAUGCAUUGCUAGCACCUCAAUCAAGAAGGUACGAGACAAGUUUGAGAUUUGCUCAUUCUAAACUAAAAGUUCAAAAAUCUCAAAAGAGAUUGAGAUCAAUAUGCGAGAUAUUAGAAGAUAUCGAUGCAAUACAUAUCAAAUUAUUUUUGGAGGCAGAGGUAUCUGCUACUGGGGUAACAAACAAUUAUUGUCCAUGUCCAGGAUGGCUGGUUUCAUCAUUAAUGGAUUUAACAUUACUAAUAUCUAAUUCAAGUUCUUUGAACACUAACUCGUUUAAUUUUGAUAAAAAGAGGUGCAUCAAUAACAUAAUAUCAAAUGUAACCGAAAUGAUUCCAAAUACUAAUAACAAUCACGGUCGCUCAAGCAAUUUCUUUAAAAUAUUGUUUACUAAUUAUAGAUUACCUUUGGAGUCAUACCAAGGCAAAGUAAAAGAUGUCUCUAAAGAGGAAGCAAAAUUAGCUGAUUUGAAAGAAACUGGUCUAUAUAACGAGAUUUUAAUUCUUGAAGUUGAAAAAUUGAGAAGGGAAAAGCAAAAGAAGGAGAUGCUAUUAAUGAAAGAACAUGAAAGUAAACGAAUUUCUGUCUCUCAAAAUAUAUCAUGGAAAAAUAAGAGGAACUCAAUUAUUAUUCCAAGCAGUUACCAGGUAACUGCUAAUAAUCAAGUUACAACUAGUGUUACAAAUGGUACAGAUAUUACAAAAAGAAAUUCCGUUUCAUCUAGCUCAACUAGAAACUCAAUUAUAACAUCAAAUAAUCAUAGUGGCGUCAGCAGAAGAUUAGGAGAUUUUUUCAAAAGUCCUUUUUCUAUGGGAACUUUCUCCUCCUCAGUAUCAAAUCAAUCAUUGCAUUCUUAUUUAGUCCAAGUUUUGAAGAAUGACGGCUCCUUAUCACCUGCUGUUCUUCCAGAAAUUGAACUAUCUAAUCUAUUAGAAACCAAGCCCAUGUUAAUUAUUAAAACAUUUGAAAUUAAAGCAAUCGUUCCUUUAGUAAAUCAUAAAAUGUCAUCCUCAUAUGCUUAUUCUUUUAAAAUUAUUAUGGGUAAUGGCUCUGAGCAUACGAUUCAAGCAACCAGUAUGAAGGAUAUGAAUGAAUGGGUCCAAAUGAUCAAAACAUCUAAGAGAUACUCCUUUUAUUCUCAAAAAUACAAAGGGAAAACACACAAUAAAGUAUUUGGUGUUCCGUUAGAGGAUAUCUGCGAACGUGAGAAGGGUCCUGUACCUGCUAUUGUUGUCAAGUUGUUACAAACAAUAGAAGAAAGAGGUCUAGAUGAGAUCGGUCUAUAUAGAGUACCUGGUUCUACUGGUAGCAUAACUGCAUUAAAGAACGCUUUUGAUGAAGAAGGUGCUAUAAAUAAUACCUUUACGCUAGAUGAUGAUAGAUGGUAUGAAAUUAAUACUAUUGCUGGUUGCUUCAAGAUGUAUCUUAGAGAACUACCAGAUAGUUUAUUCACUAAUGAAAAAAUUGACGAUUUCGCUGGAGUAACUCUUCAGUUUAAAGCCAAAAAAUUAUCAGAAGAAGAGUAUACAAAUUCUAUUAUAAAAUUAUUAAAUGGCUUGCCAAAUAUUUAUUAUGAGACCAUGAAGGCAAUUGUAUUACAUUUGAAUACAGUUCAUAAACAUGUUAGUAAUAACAGGAUGGAUGCUUCGAAUCUUGCCAUCGUAUUUUCGAUGAGUUUUAUUGAUCAAGAUAAUUUUGCUUCAAGUAUGGGUACAACUUUAGGCGCUAUUCAGACAAUAUUACAGCAUUUUAUUACAUUUCCUGAAAAGUUUUUCAAGGAAUAA